Messenger RNA from Letharia lupina, 2988 nucleotides. RefSeq lists its product as uncharacterized. The record is from RefSeq and is a predicted model, not a curated record. The transcript has 4 exons. NCBI's taxonomy places the organism in Eukaryota, Fungi, Ascomycota, Lecanoromycetes, Lecanorales, Parmeliaceae. The coding region runs from base 1 to 2988 and encodes 995 amino acids. Gene Ontology annotation, molecular function: protein binding; RNA binding.
AUGUCCGGGCGUGGUCCACGCGGUCCACGAGGCGCCGGGCGUGGGGACCAAUCACGUGGUCGUGGUGACGGGGGCUUAAAUCCUUAUGGAAGAGGCCGUGGUGAUGGUGCAAAUCCCCAAGACUUUGGCCGUGGAGGACGUGGUGACGGUCGUGGAGGGCGCGGUGAUGGUCGUGGUGGGCGCGGUGACGGUCGUGGAGGAGCAUCGUUUAGGAGGUUAGGCGACGAUGAGCACACUCCAGGCUCCAAAAUCUUCAGUCCCCCAGGAGAAAACAUUACACCGGAAGCGGAGGUUGAGACCAAGGAAAAUCAAAUUGUCAAAGAGAACCAAGGUCUAUCUUUGAGCACGCUCUCGCUGGCAGACUUCCAGCUACCCCUCCGACCGGGGUACGGAGUCGCGGGCACUGUCAUCCAUCUACGAACCAAUUACUUCAAGAUGACGAUCAAUGCUGGGAAGAAGCUGUUCAAGUAUACCCUUACGCUGACGGCCAAGCACAAAGAGCCCAAGAAGGACAAAAAGACAGGGAAAGUUAAAGCACCCCUAGUGCCACCAGAGCGUUCUAGGAAACGUCGGCAAGCUUUUGCGCUCCUCUUCCAGCAUCAGGAUUUCCGAAGCAUAGGUCACGGGGUGGCCACAGACUAUGGCUCAAUCGUCAUCACAUCCAAGGAGCUUCCUCUCGAUCGCGAUGGGACCAAGGAGUACGUCAUUGUUUACCAAGAGCUAGAAGAUCGGGAGCCUGCAUCAAAUCCAAUCCUUUACACCUUCAAAUUUUCAUAUGGAGGACUAGUCCCAACGACAGAACUUCUUCGAUACUUGGCUUCGACCCCUACUGACCCCAGCGACUUCACAGGAAAGGAGGACGCAGUCCAAGCCUUGAACAUCAUUGUUGCUCGUACGGCCAACCUCAAUACAGGAGUCUUCCAAAGUGGUAAAAAUAAGUUCUUCCACUACCCUACCGACCCCGAAACAUACGACAAGCUCGGGGCCGGUCUCAUUGCUGUCCGUGGCUACUACUCGAGUGUACGCACGUCUACCCUACGGACCCUACUCAAUGUCAAUGCUCAGACUUCGCCCUUCUACCCGGCGAUUAAUGUGCUAGAUCUCAUAACACAGCAUGGACGUGGUGAUUGGCUAACCGUGGAAUACUUUCUCCAUUUGCUCCGCGUUAAGACAAAGUACAUGAAGCACAAGGAUGGUACCGAUGCAGUCAAAAUCAAGACCAUCAUAGGCUUCUCGCAGCAACUGGAUGAUGUCCUUGACAACAAGGGCAAAGUCGUGACUGAUGACAAAGGGAACGUUAAAAAGCGUAGGAAUCUACAGGUUAAUCCAUUGAACGCACAACAGGUGAAGUUUCAGUGUGAGGAAUUUGACGGCAAGAUCUUAACAGUUGAGAAAUACUUCAAAGAUAAGUACAAUAUCACGCUCAAUACAGCACAAGCCUGGCUGCUUAAUUGCGGCACAAGAGAUAGGCCCGUCUGGAUCCCGCCGGAGCUGUGCGAAGUAAUGCCUGGUCAAGCAUUCAGAGGCAAACUGAGUGACCAUCAGACAUCACAGAUGAUUCUGGUCGCCGCGAGAGGCCCUGCUGAGAACGCCCGUCGAAUAGCGAACGGCGCUCAUAGGGUUAUUGGAUUUCGAGGCAACAACCCAAGCUUGGCGGCAUUCGGCGUUGGAGUCGACUCCAAGAUGAUUGUGAUCCAAGGGAGAAUUCUUGAAGCACCCCCAGUGACGUAUGGCAGAAAAUCUCAAAUCACCCCCACUGAAGCAUCUUGGAAUAUGAGAGGCAAGCAGUUCGCAAAACCAAUCAAGAUCACGAAAUGGGCGUUCUUAAAAUUGGGUGGUGUGCGUCUUGAGAGCAACCACAUCGACUCGUUCAAGCGGGCUCUGAAGGAUUAUGGACUCGGAACCGAAGGUCCGUCCGCUCCUCAACCCUUUGAAGCUCCUCUCCCUGGCUCAGAGGACGCAAACGACGCUUCUAUCGAGAAAGUUUUCAAAGCUAUGUUCAGCACAGGAAUAAAGAUGGUUUUGGUGAUUUUGCCAAAUUCCAGUUCAGUCACCUACGCCCGCGUGAAAUAUUGGGGGGACGUCAGAGCUGGGAUCCACUCAGUCUGUGUUCUCGCCGAGAAUCUCUCCAAAGGCGCACAAUAUUAUGCCAACGUUGCACUCAAAUUCAACCUGAAAAAUGGCGGUGUCAACCAACUUCUUCCAAACCAACUAGGGUUUCUGAACAACGGGAACACGAUGGUCGUCGGUAUUGAUGUGACUCACCCGGCACCCAAGAGUAUGGAGGGAUCGCCCAGUAUUGCGGCGGUGGUGGCAAGCAUUGACAACGAAUACGGUCAAUGGCCUGGUAGCAUCCGCUGCCAAGAUUCUAAGAAGGAAAUGGUAUCGACAUUGAAAUUCAUGAUGCAAGAACGCCUCAAACUCUGGAUAAAAACCAACAACCGAGGGCCAGAAAAGAUAUUAAUCUACCGUGAUGGUGUCUCUGAGGGUCAGUAUAAGACUGUGCUUGAGGAUGAGUUGGAGCAGAUUCGGGAAGCUUGCAAGGAGAUCUAUGGGCCGAGGCCUCAGCCAAAGAUCACCAUUGUAAUUGUCGGCAAGAGGCACCAUACUCGAUUCUACCCUACGGAUGCUAGGACCGCUGACAAUAAAGGCAAUCCCGUGAAUGGAACGGUGGUCGACCGGGGAGUUACCAUGGAAAAAGGCUUCGACUUUUUCCUCCAGGCACACGCUGCCCUCCAAGGCACGGCGAAACCUUCGCACUACGUCGUGAUUCUUGAUGAGAUGAAGCUUGGUGCUGAAGAGCUUCAGACCAUCACUCAUCAUCUGGCCACAAAAGCCGUGUCGAUAUGCCCACCUGCUUACUACGCCGACAUUCUUUGCGAGCGCGGCCGAUGCUAUCUUGCAAAAUACGUCAACGGACGUUGGCCUCCAGGCAAAGAAUUUGACUGGAACGAAGCGCCUUGGACUGGAGGUGUCCACAAGGAGUGA